This is a messenger RNA of Ustilago hordei, 1005 nucleotides long. Its product is annotated as putative rRNA (adenine-N6,N6-)-dimethyltransferase. Gene Ontology annotation, biological process: rRNA methylation. The transcript has 2 exons. The record is from RefSeq and is a predicted model, not a curated record. Gene Ontology annotation, cellular component: mitochondrial matrix. The coding region runs from base 1 to 1005 and encodes 334 amino acids. Gene Ontology annotation, molecular function: rRNA (adenine-N6,N6-)-dimethyltransferase activity. Lineage: Eukaryota; Fungi; Basidiomycota; Ustilaginomycetes; Ustilaginales; Ustilaginaceae.
AUGCCUCGAGCAGUAUCAGCAAAGCUUUCAAGGCAGCAUGAGCCUUCAGCCGGCUUGCGUCCUGGCUCGGCUCGUACCUCCGGAUCUAACCCAAACGCAGCUCAUUCCUCGAACCAGAACUCGAGCGCCACCACCAAGAACCCCAUCUUCAACACCGACAAGUUCGGUCAGCAUAUUCUCAAGAACCCUCUCGUUGCACAAGGUAUCGUCGACAAGGCCAACCUCAAGCCUACCGAUAUGGUUCUCGAAGUCGGUCCCGGUACCGGUAACUUGACGGUCCGUAUUCUGGAAAAGGCAAAGAAGACCACCGUCGUAGAGAUGGACCCACGCAUGGCUGCCGAAUUGAGCAAGCGUGUUCAAGGAAAACCCGAACAGCGCAAGCUAGACAUUAUGCUUGGAGACUUCUGCAAGACCGAACUCCCCUACUUUGACGUCUGCAUCUCCAAUACUCCAUACCAAAUCUCCUCGCCUCUCGUCUUCAAGCUUCUCUCCCACCGCCCCCUCUUUCGAUGUGCCAUCCUCAUGUUCCAGCGCGAAUUCGCUCUCCGACUCAUCGCUCGACCAGGCGACAAUCUCUGGUGUCGUCUCUCCGCCAACGUCCAACUCUACUCCAAGGUCGACCAUAUUAUGAAAGUUUCCCGUAACUCUUUCCGACCUCCACCGCAAGUCGAGUCAAGCGUUGUUCGCAUCACCCCACUCAACCCUCCUCCCGCCAUUCCUUUCGAAGAGUUCGAUGGUUUGACACGUAUUGUGUUCUCAAGGAGAAACAAGACCGUCAGGGCCAGUUUCUUUGAUGCGAGAGGUGUAAUUGACAUGUUGGAGAGCAACUACAAGACGUAUUGUGCGGUGAAGGAGAUUAUGCCUGAGGAGGGUAACUUUGCGGAUAUGGUCAAGCAGAUUCUGAUUGAUACCGCGUGUGCGGAGGAUCGUGCGGCAAAGAUGGAUAUCGAUGAUCUGUUAAAGUUGCUCGCUGCUUUCCAUGAGAAGGGUAUUCACUUUUCUUAG